Penicillium soppii is the source of this 237-nucleotide messenger RNA. RefSeq names its product ABC transporter integral membrane type 1. The transcript has a single exon. The record is from RefSeq and is a predicted model, not a curated record. Bases 1 to 237 code for a protein of 78 amino acids. Lineage: Eukaryota; Fungi; Ascomycota; Eurotiomycetes; Eurotiales; Aspergillaceae.
AUGGAUGAUCCUACGGCCGGAUUUGAUGAACACACCGAGAGGUUGGUCACGGGUCUUCUUCGUGAGAAGCUGAAAGGACGGACUAUAAUCUCAAUUACCUAUCAAAUCAAUACUGUGAUGGACUCGGGUCUGGUCAUGGUCAUGAAGCACGGUAUAGUAUCUGAAUUAGGAGCACCGCAAGAGCUUUUGAGUAGGCGAGGAAUGUUCUGGCAGUUGUACUCGGCAAAGAUAUCAUAG